Messenger RNA from Oppia nitens, 1355 nucleotides. RefSeq names its product syntaxin-like. Lineage: Eukaryota; Metazoa; Arthropoda; Arachnida; Sarcoptiformes; Oppiidae. The record is from RefSeq and is a predicted model, not a curated record. Gene Ontology annotation, molecular function: SNAP receptor activity; SNARE binding. Gene Ontology annotation, cellular component: endomembrane system; plasma membrane; SNARE complex. Bases 445 to 1314 code for a protein of 289 amino acids. The transcript is spliced from 9 exons. Gene Ontology annotation, biological process: exocytosis; synaptic vesicle fusion to presynaptic active zone membrane; intracellular protein transport.
AGUAGUAGUGAUGUUAUAGCACUAGUAGUAAUAGUAGUCACGUGACCCUAACAUUGACUGUACUCCACCUUUUGAGAGCACAGACACUGUACUGAAUGUAUGUAUUCAUUGAAUGAAUGACUGACUGACUGAUUGUCGGGAGAGAGAGACGACAACAACAACAACAGAGACCAUCACAGAGACCACAACAAGACUACUAGUGUCUGUCUGUCUGUGAUUGUGGAUGUGAUUUGGCUAUUGAUAACCAUCACCGACAACAACAACGACGACGAAGACCAUCAUCACCACCACUACCACUAUCGACAUCAUUAUCAUCGACACUAUACACACCACAAGAAAGAUUGUGUAUUCACCGCCACCACCGACGCCGACGCCGCCAUCAACAACACCACCAUCACUGAGGAGGAGGAGGUGUAGGACGACGACGACGACGACGAGGAGGACAUGACUAAAGACAGAUUAGCAGCGCUUAAAGCCGCCCAAACAGACGACGACGAUGUGGCCGUCGGUGUGGACGAAAGGGGCGGUUAUAUGGAAGAGUUCUUCCAGGAGGUGGAACAGAUUCGCGAUAACAUCGAGAAGAUGCAGACCAGUGUCGAGGAGGUGAAGAAAAUUCAUUCGGCAAUAUUGAGUGCACCGCAAACUGACGAUAAAGUCAAACAACAAUUGGAUGAUCUGAUGGCCGAAAUCAAGAGGACAGCCAACAGAGUACGGGGAAAAUUAAAAGUAAUGGAGCAAAAUAUAGAACAAUUAGAACAGACAUCAAUGAUGAGCGCCGACUUCAGAAUCCGGAAGACUCAGCACUCGAUGUUAUCGCAAAAGUUUGUCGAAGUUAUGACCGAUUAUAAUAAGACACAAACCGAUUAUCGGGACCGAUGUAAAGCUAGAAUACAGAGACAGUUAGAAAUAACCGGUCGAUCGACCACCAAUGAUGAACUCGAGGAGAUGAUCGAAAGCGGAAAUCCCGCUAUUUUUACACAAGGAAUUAUGACCGACACUCAACAGGCCAAACAAACGCUGGCCGAUAUCGAGGCCCGACACGCGGACAUUAUUAAAUUGGAAAGCAGUAUACGGGAACUGCACGACAUGUUCAUGGAUAUGGCUAUGCUUGUCGAAAGUCAGGGCGAAAUGAUUGAUAGGAUUGAGUUUCACGUGUCGUCGGCACUCGAGUACGUGGAGGAAGCGGUCAAAGAUACCAAAAAGGCUAUGGAAUAUCAACGGAAGGCCCGUAGGAAGCAAAUAAUGAUUAUAAUAUGUCUGAUAAUAUUGGGCUUUAUAUUGAUCUCAGUUGUCGGAGGAAUGGUUGGCUUUUAGGCGAAAUAGCACACCCACUACAUACAUACAUACACACACAC